AUGCUCAUCCUUCUAAUAUUUACACAAAUCGCUCUGGCGACAUCGUCAAUCUUCGAGCAGACCGGCAAAGGGAAAUGCGUGCCGAUCGACAUCGAGCUGUGCAAAGACCUACCGUACAAUUAUACCUACUUUCCCAACACGAUUCUUCACAAUGAUCAACACACGCUGCAAACUCAUACGGAGCAUUUCAAGCCAUUGAUGAAAACCAAAUGUCAUCCGCACAUCCACUUCUUCAUUUGUUCUGUUUUCGCGCCAAUGUGCCCAAUUUCGAUGCCACAGGCAGUUACUAGUUGUAAAUCGGUCUGCGAGCAAGUGAAAGCGGAUUGUGUCUCGAUUCUUGAAGAAUUUGGAAUCGGAUGGCCGGAGCCUUUGAAUUGUGCACAAUUCCCGGACCCGCCCGAAUUAUGCAUGAAACCAACAGAAGAAGAAAUUUCCGGAGGAUUAUCGUCGAAAAAGACUGGCGUUGACUCGUCGAAGCCAUCAGGAUGUCCCAGCGAUUUGAUCGAUUUGGAUCCAUUGGACAAAAAAUCACUUUGUGCGUUUGCGUGCAAUGCAAAUGUGAUGUUCAGCACUGAGAAUAAGAAAACCGCUCGCUCGUGGUCAAUUUGGUUUGCAGCGGCCAACGCCGUCGUAUCACUGUUCGCGUUCCUGACGUUUUUGAUUGAUCGCAAACGAUUCAGAUUCCCUGAGAGAUGUAUAUUUUACCUAUCGCUUUGCAUAUUCCUCUCGUCAUUGCCAUAUCUGUCGCCAUUGUUCAUUGAGCCUGCCUUGAGAAGUUGUCACAAGUUGCUCAAUUCUCGAUCCUACCUCUCCGUUGGAACAUUUGAUAACGUUUACUGUUUGACAUCGUUCCUGUUUCAGUACUUUUUCGGAACCGCCGCAGCAUUAUGGUGGCUCAUGUUCUCAUUCACAUUGUAUCUUUCGGGUGGUCGCAAAUGGGUCCCGGAAGGAAUUGACGCGUGCAGCAGCUAUGUUCAUUUCGUCGCUUGGGGAUUCUCGUCGCUCGCCACAAUUAUCGUUCUCAUUUUCAACAAGGUGGACGCAUCGGAGCUCACCGCUUUGUGCUCAGUGGGAAAUUUGAGCGACGUCGGCCUAAUCUGGUUCGUCAUCGUACCGCGCACCAUUUGCAUCGUUCUCGGCACAUGUUUCGUUGUCGGCGGAUUUGCAAGCAUGUGCCGCGAGAGGAUUAGCUUCAGAACGAGGGGAACGGACACUUCGAAAUUGGAGAAGCUUAUGGCUAAAAUGGGAUUGUUCUGCGCCCUGUUCAUUAUUCCUAAUGUUAUUGAAGUGGUUUGCCAAUCGUACAACUUUCUGAUUUUAACGCAAUGGUCAAAAUCGACAAUCGAUUGCAAGCAACAAUCGGGCGUUUGUCCUCGUCCGCAUCCGCCGCAGCCCGAAAUCUAUCUGCUCGCGAUUUUGUCGGGACUCGUCACCGGAUUCUCUUGCCUUAUUUGGGUGCUGUCGGCGAAAACCGUGCAAUCGUGGAAGCAUUUUCUGUUUUGCGGCGUCUGCUCGACGGCACCGAGCAAGAAUCCAAUGGAACCGAGUGCUCGACCGUUGCUCGAGCCGCCUACCGCUCCGCCGCCGCAGCCGCCCGUCUAUAUGCCGAUGAGCACCAACCCGCAAAAUGUGUGGAGGCCAAGCAAAGUCAUAUAA
Messenger RNA from Caenorhabditis bovis, 1656 nucleotides. The record is from the annotation of a GenBank genome assembly. NCBI's taxonomy places the organism in Eukaryota, Metazoa, Nematoda, Chromadorea, Rhabditida, Rhabditidae.